Panicum hallii is the source of this 570-nucleotide messenger RNA. RefSeq names its product histone deacetylase HDT1-like. The coding region runs from base 1 to 570 and encodes 189 amino acids. The transcript has 3 exons. NCBI's taxonomy places the organism in Eukaryota, Viridiplantae, Streptophyta, Magnoliopsida, Poales, Poaceae. The record is from RefSeq and is a predicted model, not a curated record.
AUGUCCUGGGAGGGGGACUUCUCCUCCUCGGAGGAAGAAGUCGAUGCCCCAUCAACCGAGGAAGACUCGGCGGCAGGAGGCUUCAUGCGUGUCGGGUCGUCGGAGGACGACGAUGGUGAUGACGAUGAAGAGACCGAAGAUAGCAGCGACUACAGCGGUGACAGCGGUAGAGACGAUAGCAGCAAUGACGACGACAGCAGUGAUGAUGAUAGCGACAUUGGUGCAGCCCCUUCGAUCAAGCGCCGCAAGCAAGAGGAUGGCCCGGAGCCCAAGAACGAUGAUGGCUCCACUUUCAAGUUCUUACCGGCUGCUCCCGUAGCUCUCUUUGGCAAGAACGCACCUCCCCUGUCGAAGGUCAUGAUGCAGAUUCAGUCUGAUUCUACAAAAUCAGCCUCUAAGCGAAAACGAGCUUCCGACGUUGCUGCCCCCCGAGUCCCGAUUAAGCCAAGGAAGAUGAUUGUUAGGAAGAUUCGGAAGGAGGUUGAACCAUCUUCAACCGAUCAAGAAGCUCCCAACAUCAACCAGGCUCAUAUCAUGGAUAUUUCCUCCGGGGAAGAGCAAGCGCGCUAA